AUGCCGGGCAUGAUCACCGAGAAGGACAUCAACUGUAGUCAACCCAUACAGUCUACAAUCACCAGCUUUUUCAGACGACACGGUGAUCAUGAGGGUGAGGGUUGCCAUGUUGCCACGGACAUGGCGAGAGCGCCAGAUUGGACAAAAUUCUUUCAACAAUGGGCGAAAAACAGUGGAACACCGCCAACAGUGGGCCACGGCCCGAAUCAGCAGCCUUUUAAGCAGCAAUAUACUGCAGUACAGAAACGCAGCUACAAACGAGCUUGCCGUCGAGCUGUUCUGACAGGACAAACAUGGUACAAAGGACAAUGCAUGCGACCUUCAGAUUUUCCUUCCGGACUGGUGCAAUCAGUACAGCAGACAGAGGGGCACCGACCUAUCCCCAAUAUGAUGCUGCACUCCAACAAGCCAAAGCCAAGAAUUCGGAUACUCCAUUGGAACCCGGGUGGCAUGAGCCAAAGCACCUUUCAGGAGCUCAAGCAUUGGCUGCACCGCCAACCAGUUGAUUUGGUGAUCAUCUCAGAGACACGCUGGGGUUUUGAGGCCUGUUGGAAUGAUAAGGACUGGUCGUACGUGCACAGCCCUUCAGAACAAACCAAGUCAGGAGGGCUUCUGGUUAUGAUAGCCCAACGGUGGUGUGCCUCCGACAACAUAGGCUACACCAUGGUGCACCCUGGACGGAUUUUACACAUUCGCUUGCAUUUUGCAAAACGGGCCACAGAUGUGAUGGCGGUAUAUCAGUUCACUGACUACCGCACCCCAGACUCAGCUAGGCAUCGACGACAGAUUUGGAGUCAAUUGACAGAACACAUCAGCCGUUUGCCAAAUCGCAAUCAACUCAUCUGUGGAGGUGAUUUUAAUUGUUCCUUGCCGCGAGCUGAACCGUGGUGUGGACCAGACACUUUCAAAUGGCGUGCCCAACAAGAUCGUGGAGCCCAACACCAGGAUAUGCACAUGUUCAAGGACCUCUUGAAAUCUCAAGGACUGGUUGCACUGAAUACAUGGCACGAUGCAGGAUACACCUAUCAGCAUGGCAUGUAUGCAUCUCGCAUUGAUUUCCUGAUUACCCGAUCCAAUGCCGACAAGCACAAUUGCAGGAUACCAGCCAUUGGCAUCAACUCCAAGAGCACCUACGCGAGGACAGUUGCAGCCCAAAUGAGAUCUCCUCCUACUGCCACCCUCAUGGGCGGCCUACAGCUGUUUCUGGACCUGACAAAAGCUUUUGACCGAGUCCACAGGCAGUUGGAUCGACACAUGACCAAUAUUGGACAUUUGCUGGAUUGUAUUGAAGACUUACAACUUCAGCUCUCUUACCAGAAAUCCUAUGUCAUUUUGGCCACAACAGGGAGCAACCAACGCGGGGCUAUGAAAAGCCGUUUCAAGCGAACCAACCGCGAGACCUUUGCCUUGUUUCCACGACAUGGAACCACCGUCGAAGAGCUGCAUGGAGUGCUUUUGCUAGACUGGCUCAAUGGCUUCGACACCGACAAUUUCGGUUACAACACAGUGCCCAUUGGCGCUGGGGACGAUGAUUGCCAGCAGAUGCAGGUACGCUACAAAUGCCAGCAAUGCACCUUUGCACCCCAACCGACGAGAUUGACACAGCCCCGGUCGACCAACCAGGCCAGUGGUAGCUCACAGGCUGAGUCAUCCAACUACCAUGUCACCAUACAGCCGUUCUGGACGGAGCUCAAGGACAAGAUCCAGCGACAGGCGUGGCAGGAAGUUGCUGAGCUUCCAGAUGCAAGUCAGUACCUUACACACUCAUGUAUGGUGUGCGGCAUUUGGAACAAUCGCUGCCAAGAAAUGAAUGGCCACUACCGACUUCAUCACCCGGACCUGACGCAGGGUAUUUUUACCAAGUCAGCGCAGAUCACGAAGCUGAUGCCAAGCACUAGUCCAUGCGUGCUUUGCAAGACACCCUUCAAGCGAGGGCACAUGUGCAAAGUGGCCACUCAACUGGCGGCUCUGGCUCUGCAUUGCCUGGACCUCACCUGCAACCAGUUAUGCUGUGAUAUUUGUGCCAUGGAGUUCGAAACAACAGCCCAAUUACAUGCUCACCUCAGUUCUGACCAUGAAGUUCAAAUCCACGACUGGAACGCUGCCAGGGACUCUCUCCCGGAGAGCAAUGGAUGUAGUCACUGUGGCCAAAUAUAUGCCACACGUGCAGGACUGCGUCGUCACAUAACUGACGGGCGCUGCCCGUUCUUUGAGCCGAUGGCGUCCAACACGCCACUGAAUGCAGCAGCCAAAUGGGCCCUGAAUCUCCAGUCGGGCGCCAUUUCGACCACCGGCUUGCCAGCACAACAGAGGCUUCAGUUGACGCUACAUUGCCAGUUCUGCGGGGAGGCGUACUCAAGAAGCAAUGACUUAAGCGCGCAUCUACAACAGACGCACGCACAGCUCUGGGCUCAGUCAGGUGAAAUGGUCCGCUUCCUCUUGCAGACGUUGACUCCAUAUGUGGGCUGCCUUUGCAACCCUUCCACCCAUGAUGUGAGCCGCACCCACAUUUGUAAUGUGAUCAGACAGCUGUCCAUGAUUUUCCUGACCAGUGAGCAAGACCUCCUGAUCCCCUGGCAUUUCAGUGACGCUGACCUGCGCAUGGCCUACAGACACCUGCUGCCCAACCCACAUGUGGACAUGAUGCUCAAUGUGCUGGUGGACAGAGAUUACAGCCAUCUAUGGCAUGCUCCCACGCUGUUGCAAUUGCUCAGACAACGUUGCGUGCUUUGUGGAAUACAAUUUCAUCCAGCAGCACUGACGAUGCACCUGGUGGCACAACAUCAUGACGACAGCCAGUGGGCGGCUCAGAUCAAAUUUCAACUUGUGCAAUGCUUUCUCCGUGAACAAUCGAAUGAUUUUCAGUGUAGGUUUUGUGCAUUGAUUUUCAAUACUGAACACUCCACUGGGGAUGAGACUGCUGACCGCACUGCCAUGGUCCAAGCACAUUUUACAGCGUGCUGCCCAGUGCUUCACCAAAUUGCCUUUCUGCUCCUACCGAUCAAUGGCAGAUCAGCCCAUGAUGGAUCAAGCAGAUACGGAGCUGCUGAACUCGUUUGCGGCGCUGGGACCCCUGCUGCUGCAGGCCAGUCAGUACCACCGCUCAAACGACGACGAACCCAAUCCCAAAAAACACCGACCUGCCAUGGUGAAGCAGGAGGACGAUCAGGGCCCAACGCAGAAAGCACUACUGGGCAUGGUGAAACUCAUGGCACAGGUCAUCAUCCAGCACGACAAGGCCAUCCAGAUGCAACACAGACAGACCUGCUUCGUUUUGUUCGUCCAAACCAAUCCCGGCAGCGCUCUGGGGGUGCUGACACAACAGGCCCUAGCUUGGAAGACGCAGAAGAGCACCGACCAGGCCAAUCCAUUGACCCUGAGGACCUUCCUGUUGAGGAGCGUCAUCCUGGAGCUGCAGACGAGACUGGUGAAGCUUUCACAGAGCUCACAGGGCAAUCCAAUUUGGGACACGGCCGUCCAAGAGGGAGUGAUCCUGGCGGACGGCUCUUGGCCGUAUCAACAUUGGUGUCACAAGGAGAAGAAGCUGAUCCGAUCUCAUCGCAAACCCAUGGGGAUGGCCAGGACUCUCAAAGAAGUUCAGCUGCUCACGGAGCUGCUGCAGGAGGAGGGGCAGGUCAUGCGCUUUCACAGCCUGAAGCCGCAGACCACGGUGGUGCCUUGGAUGAUCGAGGUGAGCCUCAGAGAAACCGAAAUGUGGAACACCCUGAUGGGCAUGACGCAGUCAACGCUGUGGACGCUGGUCGGAGCCUCACUCAAACAGCACUCACAGGCGACGAGCAGACCGACCCAGAUGCUGGAGCAAUUGUUGAUGGGCCCGAAAGGCAAGGGCCAGGGGAAGGGCAAGAAGAAGAGUACUUGAGCAGACAGGCACGCAACGCUCUGCGUGCUGCCCUGACCAAUCUUGUCCUGGACAACUCCAGUCACCUUUGCUAUGCCAAUGCUGCGGUGUCUUGCUUUCUUUGGGCCAGUCUGUCGCGAUCGCACUUCAGCUACGCUGAUUGGGGAAUACCAGCCUCUUUGUUUCGUGAAAUGUUGAGUUCGCCUGAACCCUAUUCCAUAGACAGUCAGACAUGGUAUGAAGACCUCACACUUCAUUGGGAUGACAAUCAUGGUCAGGCGGACUCUGCCGAGUUCACACAAAUGCUGGUUCAAUGGGUGUCACCUGCGUUUUAUUGCAGCUAUUGGCACAGACGAUGGAUGCAGUGUGAAAAUGUGCUGAUUCAUGACCACGGAGACAGACAUCAACCACUGUUUCUGCAACUUGAGCCAACACACGUCACCAAUGGUAUGAUCCGUCUGACUGACAUGCUGAGGAGCUGGCACGGGGGGCUUGGCAUGAGUGCAGGACUGCUGCGCCCUCCAGAGGUCUUUUGUGUUCACUUGGAAAGGAUGGUGCAAACAUCCAAAGGUGCACUUUACAAGAUGCAGACCCCCAUCAUUUUCACAGGAAACAUUCAGGUACCAGUGUUCCAAGGCAACACACUGGAAUGCAGAUGGGAGGCCUACCAGGCGGUUGCGGCCUUUGCACACUAUGGUGAGUCAAAUGCUGGCCACUAUCGCGCGCUCUUGCGCACUGAGCCAGGUCAUGUUGGCCUUGAUGCUACAGCAUACUGGCUGGACUGCGAUGACUGCAGGAAGCCCAAGCCCUGCACGUAUAUCCCAGAGGGAUUCAUGGCUGGGGUCACAUGUGUUUGGCUGUGCCGCACGGAUCUCAUCGAGUUGCAUGACUGGCACCAGCCACCCAAUGCCACCACGCCAGACAACACGUUGCUGCACUUGCUGACCAGCACCACGUUUUAA
Molecule: messenger RNA, 4821 nt
Organism: Cladocopium goreaui
Lineage: Eukaryota; Dinophyceae; Suessiales; Symbiodiniaceae
Source: the annotation of a GenBank genome assembly